AUGUUGAGCCCCGUCCUCAAUGCCUCCAAUGGAGACGGCUCCGAGUCUGAAACCACCUCCGCCAUCCUCGCCUCCGUCAAGGAACAGGAGUUGCAGUUUGAACGUCUGACCAGGGAGCUGGAAGCCGAACGACAGAUUGUUGCCAGUCAGCUGGAGAGAUGCAAGCUUGGCUCUGAGACUGGAAGCAUGACUAGCAUCAGUUCAGCAGAUGAGAAAUUUCGCUGGAACAACCAAGAUGGACAGAAGGACAUAGAGGAGGAGCUGACGACCGGCCUGGAGCUGGUGGACUCCUGCAUCCGAUCGCUCCAGGAGUCGGGCAUCUUGGACUCGCAGGACGCCUCUACGGGAGACAGACAAGGACUCCUGUCCCAAAGCGCUCUGCAGCUCAACAACCAGGAUGCCUAUGCAGCAGCUGGUUACCAUAGUAACCAAGCUCUGGCACUUGGGGAAACAGUCACGGGCCGCGGCGGGCAGGUCGGAGGGGCAGUUCACAGCUACAAUCAGGUGACAUCCAGCCGUGCAGCUGCCCAGUUAGGAGGAUCUGCACCUGCUGGACCAUCCAUGUAUUACUCCUGCGCCACUCUGCCUGCACAGCGUGUCAGCUCCCCUCUGCAGGCGGUGGGAUCCCCUACCAAGCUGCAGCGCCUGGGAUCAGCCUCCUCUGACAUGCCCAGCUACGCCACGCUACAGAGGGUGUCCUCACCCAAGCAGUCACCCAGCCGGCUCGCCAAGUCCUACAGCACGUCAUCGCCCAUCAACAUGGUAGCAUCGGGCGCCGCCGGCUCCUCCUCACCCCUCCCCAUGGCAGCCUCCCCGGGCGGGAACCACACCUCGUCACCCAUCCACCAGCUCAGCUCGGUGGUGGGAAGCUACGCCACGCUGUCGCCCACCAAGCGCAUGCUGCAUCACAUCGGACCAGACAGCUACAAGAUUUCCCACGAGCUCUACGCCAACGCAACCCUGCAAAGGCCUGGUAGCCUGGCAGGCUCCAGAGGUUCCUACAGCAGCCAGCACAGUCACCUGGGCUCCGAGCUCCGGCCCCUGCAGUCUCCUGAACACCACAUCGACCCCAUCUACGAAGACAGAGUCUACACCAAACCCAACCUUAGAGGACAAGGUAAGCAGACACGGGGAUAUGGAGCCCCGCCCUCCCCCGGUGUCGACCCAAUCCCCUUGCAGCGAACGGGAAGCCAGAGCGCCACCGCCACUUUUCAGAGAGGCAGCUUCGCCACAGGAGGCGGGGCGGCCGACUACGCCAACCCGUACCGUACUCUGCAGUUCUGCCCGUCCACUGAGUCGCCUUACAGCAAGUCGGGCCCCGCCCUCCCGCCCGAGGCUGCCCUGGGCCGGUCUCCAUCCGUGGACAGCAUCCAGAAGGACCCAAGGGAGUUUGGCUGGAGGGAUCCAGAGCUGCCAGAGGUGAUCCAGAUGUUGCAGCAUCAGUUCCCAUCAGUCCAAUCCAACGCUGCCGCGUACCUCCAGCACCUCUGCUUCGGAGACAACAAGAUCAAAUCUGAGAUCCGGCGGCAGGGCGGCAUCCAGCUGCUGGUGGACCUGUUGGACCACCGGAUGACCGACGUCCACCGCAGCGCCUGCGGAGCCCUGAGGAACCUGGUUUACGGCAAAGCCAACGACGACAACAAGAUCGCCCUGAAGAACUGCGGAGGCAUUCCUGCUCUGGUCCGGCUGCUGCGCAAGACCACAGACGUGGAGAUCCGAGAGCUGCUCACAGGUGUUUUGUGGAACCUGUCGUCGUGCGACGCCCUGAAGAUGCCCAUCAUCCAGGACGCCCUGGCCGUGCUGACCAAUGCCGUGAUCAUCCCUCACUCGGGCUGGGACACCUCCCCGCAUACGCAGGAGGACCGCAAGCUGCACCUUCACUCCUCCCAGGUCCUCCGCAACGCCACAGGCUGCCUCCGGAAUGUGAGUUCGGCAGGUGAGGAGGCCCGCAGGAGGAUGAGGGAGUGUGAGGGCCUGACAGACGCUCUGCUCUACGUCAUCCAGACUGCUCUGGGAAGCAGUGAGAUUGACAGCAAGACCGUGGAGAACUGUGUGUGCAUCCUGAGGAACUUGUCGUACCGUCUGGCCGCAGAGACAUCUCACAGCCAGCAGGGGGGGUCGGAGGAGCUGGACGGUCUGUUAUGUGACACCGGCGGGAAGGAUGCAGAGAGCUCCGGAUGCUGGGGCAAGAAGAAGAAGAAAAAGAAGGGACACGACCAGUGGGACGGCGUCGGCCCGUUUCCAGACUUGGCGGAGCCCCCGAAAGGCAUCCAGAUGUUAUGGCACCCCACCAUCGUCAAGCCCUACCUCACACUGCUGUCUGAGUGUUCCAACCCAGACACCCUGGAGGGAGCAGCUGGGGCUCUGCAGAACCUAGCUGCUGGCAGCUGGAAGUGGUCGGUGUAUAUCCGUGCCGCAGUGCGUAAAGAGAAGGGCCUCCCGAUCCUGGUGGAGCUGCUGAGGAUAGACAACGACCGGGUGGUGUGUGCCGUGGCCACCGCGCUCAGAAACAUGGCUCUGGACAUCAGGAACAAGGAGCUCAUCGGUAAAUACGCCAUGAGGGACCUGGUGCACCGUUUGCCCGGAGGCAGCAACAACAACAACAGCACCAGUGGUGGAGGAGGAGGAGGAGGAGGAGGCGGAGGCGGCGCCAACAACAGCGGCCUGGUGGGGAAGACCAUGUCGGACGACACCAUCACGGCUAUCUGCUGCGCGCUGCACGAGGUCAUCACCAAGAACAUGGAGAACACGAAGGCUCUGAGGGACGCCGGCGGCAUCGAGAAGCUCAUCGGCAUCGCCCGCAGCAAAGGAGACAAACAUAGUCCCAAAGUGGUGAAAGCAGCAUCUCAAGUCCUGAACAGCAUGUGGCAAUACAGAGACCUCCGCAGCCUCUACAAAAAGGAUGGAUAUUCUCAGUACCAUUUCGUCGGCUCUUCCUCCACGAUAGAGAGAGACAGACAGCGACCUUAUUCUUCCUCUCGUACUCCGUCCAUCUCUCCCGUACGGACCUCACCUAACAAUCGAUCAGCGAGCGCACCAGCUUCCCCCAGGGAGAUGAUGGCGCUGAAGGAGAGGAAGGCAGACUAUGAGUCAACCGGCAAUGCCAGUUACCAUGGCAACAAGGGCGAGCACACAUCCCGGAAGGACGCCAUGACAAGUCAAAUCUCCGGUGGGUCUUCAACACUACACAGAGGAGCAUACGUGUCACCUACUGAUGACCUGAAGUAUAAUCAGGUCUCUUGUCAAGGCUUGCCUUCAGAGCCCUACCCUCCUUUCCAAAACCCUCCCCCACCCGACGCCGGCAACUACGAGGACCAGGCCUUCUACGAGAACCAGGUUCACGUGGGAGGGCGCCCCCCACAGGGUGAACUCAACAUGCACCUGCAGGGCCUCAAGUCCACCGGCAACUAUGUAGACUUCUACUCAGCCUCGCGGCCCUACAGUGAGCUCAACUACGAGACCAGUCACUAUCCAGCCUCACCAGACUCCUGGGUGUAAGGGGAGACGAGGGUGGAGGAGGAGGAGAGAAUGGAUGAAGGAAAAAAAAGGACGGUGAAGGGGUAGUUUAAAAGGUGGAGGAGCGAAGAUAAGAGGACAAUUUCCCUCCCUCCCCAUCCUCCCCUGUAGUUCCUGAGUAGCAUCAUAGGUAGCAGGAUGACAGAGGGGGAGGAUGGAGCGCAAAAAAGGAGACAUGAGGAGAAAAUCUAAGACAUUACACUCCUUUCAGAGACAUCUGAUGGGGAAGGGGAGAGGGGACAAAAGAGGAACCAGAUGCAAACGGAGGAGCGGCCAUGCAUGUG
Messenger RNA from Seriola dumerili (greater amberjack), 3800 nucleotides. RefSeq names its product catenin delta 2 (gene ctnnd2b). Gene Ontology annotation, cellular component: cytoplasm; plasma membrane; nucleus. Gene Ontology annotation, molecular function: cadherin binding. The transcript is spliced from 24 exons. Bases 1 to 3498 code for a protein of 1165 amino acids. The record is from RefSeq and is a predicted model, not a curated record. NCBI's taxonomy places the organism in Eukaryota, Metazoa, Chordata, Actinopteri, Carangiformes, Carangidae. Gene Ontology annotation, biological process: cell-cell adhesion; cell-cell junction assembly; dendritic spine morphogenesis.